AUGGAGCGUGGAAACACCAACUCCCUGCUUCUCGAGGGGCUUCAAGAGGAUGAGGAAAAGUUGAAUGGUGUGAAGGCACAGAUGGCCUUGCCGCUUGGAGAGGGAAGAAGUGAGGGAGAGAGUGGACAGGGCCAGCCUGGGUCCGGAGCCACAGCCGCUGAAGGGGAAGAGAUAGAAUUGAAUGGAGACCGUCCCUCUACUGCUGCCGCUGCUGCAGACCAAGCAGAUAAUUGUAACCAAGAGGACCAGGGCGCCAGAGGCCCUGGCCAGGAGAGUGACAAGCAGCCAAAGGAGCCAGCCCCCAUGGGCAUGGACGGCCCCGAAAAUGUGAUGCACGUGCCAGUGCUGAUAUCCAGAGUGCAACCUGUCUCAGUGUUGGUACGCAGACGAUGCUUCCAGAACAAGUUCGCUCCGUGGCAGUUGCGAGAGCUGGAGCGUAUUUUCAAGCAGAAUCAUUUCAUCAAUGCAUUAGAAAGAAAACAACUGGCAAGAUGGAUGGGUGUGAGUGAAGCUAGGGUUCAGAAUUGGUUUAAGGGGAGACGAGAACAAUACAGGAGACAUCAGAAGCUAUUAAUGCUCAGAGGUGCUUCUUUCCCGGAUGCCUGUGCAGGAGACCUGGAGAACCAGCCUUCCCCAGCAGCCAGGCACGCAUAA
This is a messenger RNA of Acomys russatus (golden spiny mouse), 654 nucleotides long. Its product is annotated as homeobox protein Rhox5-like. The coding region runs from base 1 to 654 and encodes 217 amino acids. Lineage: Eukaryota; Metazoa; Chordata; Mammalia; Rodentia; Muridae. The record is from RefSeq and is a predicted model, not a curated record. The transcript has 4 exons. Gene Ontology annotation, molecular function: DNA binding.